AUGCAAAACCCGGUUGAUCAUAAAGCGGUCGCCGAAAACAUCCAAGUGUAUCUCCAGAACCACACUUUUAUAAAAGUGUUCUCCUUAACAGAUGUCUGCAAGAUUCUUGAUCAAUCUGAAAUAGAUGUGAUUCAAGCAACACAAUUUCUCACAGAAUGCAAGGCGAAAUUCAAAUCAAUAGAAAUAUUCAAGAUCAUCCAGCAUCUUAAAGUCGUUUUAAGUUCCGAUUUUACAAAAACAGCUGAAUUAUUAUCGAUAGUUUUCAAAUCAUUAAAAUCACCAGUGUUAAAAUCGAUUUAUCAAUCAUACCACGAGCUAUUAUCCACCAACCAUGCCCAUACAACUGAAAUCAGUAGGCUAAACGAACAAAUAACAAUUUUGAAAAAUACAAUUGCACAAAACCGUUCCGAAAUCGCUCAUCAACAGGGUGAACAGACAGGAUUUAUUGGCAAUCUUGCACAAAAAGAUGACGAAAUCGCCCAAUUAAAGGCUCAAUUAUCAGCCAAAGAUAAAGAAAGCGAUGAACUGAGAGACAAGAUCGACGAGCUCUUCCCACAGGUCCAGAAGAAGACAAAGGACAUUACAACACUUAAAAAUAUGGUUAAAAAGCGGGAUUUAACCAUUAAAAAACAAAAAGAAGAAAUUAACGAAUACAGAACUAAACUUGGAUUACCGAUCGAAGAAGAGAAACCCGAAGAGAAGCAAGAUGAUGCAAUUGAUGAGGAAAAAAAGAAGAAAAUGGCAGCAUUAAAAGCUAAAAAAGCAAAAUUAGCUUCUAACAAGCAGAAACAGCAACAAGAGAAUACAGAAAACCAAGAUCGACAACAAUUAGAGAAUAAAGGUGAAAACCAAAUAAGUUUUGCUGUUCCAAAAAUUGAUAAUCCGAAGAAAUCUCCAAAUAAAGCCGAACUACCUAAUUCAAGUAGACGAAGACCAGAUGAACAACAAGAGGAACGACCACCUGAUCGUCCUCCUGAUACAGGAAACAAAAAUAACGCAGAUUCAUUAAAAAAAGCGUUAGAGCCGCCGACAACUGAUUCAGCUCUCUCGGCGGCGAAUACAAAUGAAAAAGAAGAGCAAAAGAAACAAGAAUCAGUCAAAAUUUCACCGCCAGAAACUGAAAAAUUAAAUAAUACAGUUAAACAAGAAAAUAACGGCCAAAAAACCGACCAAAAUCCACCAAAAAGGCCAGAAUUCAUCAAAGAAAUAGAAAUCAAGGAAGAAAACAAAGAAAAUAAUAUUGAAAAUCUUCCAUUAUCAGUAAGAGACUCAAGACCACUCAGUUCAAAGUCAACAAGGCUCACAGAACAAAAAGUUCCAUCUCAACCUCCACAGCCGCUGCCAAAAGAAGAAUUCAAAGAAAAUCCUGAGAAAGGAAUAUGGUUAAUGCCACCUCCUCUGCCUCCAAAGCCUCAAAUUCCAUCACAGCCACCGCCUAUACCUUCAAAUCCCGUGAAAAGCAUUGAUUCUCUCGAGAUUGAAGAGAUGCAUGAAAAUUAUCAGCCAGUUACAUGGACAUUGAUCGGAAAUACGUCGGCAGUUGUAUCACAGAACCCGAAGAACUUCGUAGAUCCUUCCGUUAUCCAUCAAGUUCAGUUUGGAGAACAAAAUAUUCCAUCUCAACCGACAAAACUUGCCAAUUCCCUUCCAAAGCUUCGUCAAUCAUCCGUAUCAUCACAACAGCAGAAGCCCCCUCCACCUCCGACCCAAUUAUCCAGUCUUCCUAAGCCAAAUAAUAAUUCUAACCUUCCAAAGCUCCACAACACUUCUCUGACCUCCCAAUUAAAGAAUUCCGGAACAGCCAGAUACGAUAUCUCCUUCCUUAAGCCACAGGAACCAGAUCCCCCCUCUCAACCUCAAAUGCAACUUGUUUCCACCCAAGAAACAGCACCAGAGAUCAACCAACCACCUCAACAGCGGAAUAUAGAGGAAGACCCAUUCGUCAUUGAGCUCAAAAAGUACAAACGCUCUAUGACAGACUUCGAUAAGAUAUAUUCAUGCAUGAAGAGGGCAGUUAAAGAGAAAGACCUCGAUGAAAUUAAGUGGUGUGUUGAAGGCGGAUACAUGGAAGUCAAAGAUGACGUUGGAAAUACUCCAUUAUUAAAUGCCGCUUACAAAGGUGAUCUUCCGAUGGUUUCUACGCUUGUAGAUUGCGGGGCAAACAUUAUGGCAACAAAUAAUAAUAAGUGGAGUGCGUUAUAUUGGGCCGUUAUGAAUAAUUCGAUGUCAAUAAUCAAAUACGUAUGUAGUCAUAGUUCAUUUGACAUCAAUAUCAAGAAUAAUGUUGGAGAUACUGCUCUACACCUUGCUUGCAACAUUGGAAGACUCGACGUUGUAUCAUUUCUCUGUAGAUUACCAAAAAUUAACGUUGAAGCCAAAAACAAUGAAGGAAAAACUCCAAUGAUGGUCGUAAAGGAUUUAAAAGCGAUUGGAUUUUGGGAUAAGAAGAAAUUCAAAGAAAUUCUGAAAGAUAGCGGUGCAAAGAGUUAA
Molecule: messenger RNA, 2490 nt
Organism: Trichomonas vaginalis G3
Lineage: Eukaryota; Parabasalia; Trichomonadida; Trichomonadidae
Product: protein ubiquitination
Exons: 1
Coding region: 1-2490 (829 amino acids)
Molecular function (GO): protein binding
Source: RefSeq, a predicted model, not a curated record